UAAUGAGCGGUUAUCCUGAGUUGAGAAGAACUAAGAGUUGACCAAAGUUACCUCGCUAACUCCUCAAACCUGAGGAGCGUAAGUAUGACGUCAAUUACAAAUGGUUCAUGAACGCGCACGCUUUAGCGUAUGUGCACGUUCGACGUUUUUGUUGCUGUUGAAUUGUACUGCGGUUGCGCGCGGCACAAUGUUGUUACGGUUGGUGACGCGAUUUGUAAAGAAAMAGAAGGGUGGAGAAAAUAUAAAAAGAGAGAUGGAGGAGAGCCUUACAUUUACCCUCCACUUAAGCACAUUUUCUUAGGUUAAAAGCUAACCUACGCGCGUAGCUAUAGUUUUAGUUUUGGAAGCCGGAGGGGAAACCAACGUUAGCUAGUCAACAUCACCCUAUGUGAUCUUCCUUCCCCGCCGCAUGCUGUUACGGUCAGAGCCAGACAACAAAAUAGCUAAUCGCCAUUAUAUGACCCAGUACCUAGCGUCAUUAUUACCCUCCAUGUGGGUGAGGGACUUGUGUGUGUCAGAUUAUGGCGAGAAAAACAGUUAACAGGAAAAGGAAGGCAGGGGAGUCCAAGGACCAACAACAGGUGGGCUGGUGCCAGUCUGCGUGCAAGCGGACACGCGUGUCUUCCUCGUCCCGGCACGCCCAGCAGUGGUGGCGUAGUCUGCGCUCGGUGGUGUACGCACUCCAGGGCCGGGAGAUCCGGCCUCAGCAGCAGCAUGAGUGGCGUCUCCAGCGUAGCUUGCGGGGCUUUGCUGCCGGCCGCCUCCCGGGCAUCCUGAAGGAGCGAGAGUUCUCCCUGGGCCGCCUCAACAAGGUGUUCGCCUCGCAGUGGCUCAACCACCGCCAGGUGGUGUGUGGAACCAAGUGCAAUACGCUAUUUGUGGCAGAUGUUCUGACAGGGCAGAUUACACGCAUCCCCAUGCUGAAGGACCGGCAGGGCCGAGGAGGUGGCUCCGGGGGUGUUGGGGGGACAAUAGGGGCCCCCUUCCUCGGAAGUGGCUCAGUGUCCGGGCUGGAUCAGCAAGGCUGUGGGAUCCACGCCAUCGAGCUUAACCCCUCAGGCACUCUGCUGGCCACGGGUGGAGACAACCCCAACAGCCUGGCUGUCUACCGGCUGCCCACCCUGGACCCKGUCUGCGUGGGAGAUGAUGGCCAUAAUGACUGGAUCUUCUCCAUUGCAUGGAUUAGCGACAGCAUGGCGGUGUCUGGGUCCCGGGACGGUUCCAUGGGACUUUGGGAGGUGUCCGAAGAGGUGCUGAGCCAGGCUAUGAGACAGCAGGAUGAGGAGGGGGUCCCCUGCUACUCUCAUAUCUCACACCGUGCCCUGGAGGACAUCCCCAAGGAAUACACUAACCCGUACAACUGCAAAGUGAGGGCCCUGGCCUUCAACAACAACCACAAGGAGCUUGGUGCAGUGUCCCUGGAUGGCUAUUUUCACCUUUGGAAGGCAGAGCAAAACUUGAGCAAGCUGCUGUCAACGAAGCUGCCUCACUGCAAGGAGAAUGUGUGUCUGGCGUAUGGUGAGGACUGGUCGGUGUACGCAGUGGGCUCUCAGGCCCAUGUGUCCUUCCUGGACCCCCGCCAGCCCACUCACAACAUCAAAUCAGUCAGUUCCCGGGAGAGAGGAAGCGAGGCAACACGAGGUAUCCGCUCUGUGAGUUURUAUGAGCACAUAGUGACAGUGGGCACGGGACAAGGCUCCCUGCUGUUCUAUGAUAUCAGAGCCCAGAGGUUCUUGGAGGACCCUUCCAGCCCGGCCGGCGGGUUCCGGCAGCGCCCAGGAGAGGGCAUUCUUAAACUCACCACAGGGAAYGGCUGGCUGAAUCACGACGAGACGUGGAGGAGCUACUUCUCGGACAUUAACUCGUUCCCCAACGCUGUGUACACACACUGCUACGACGACUCUGGCACCAAGCUGUUUGUGGCCGGCGGACCACUGUGCUCGGGCCUUCACGGCAACUACGCAGGACUCUGGAGCUAGCCUUCUCUCAUGUCUCGCCAUCUCUCCUUACCCAACCCCAGUCCCCCUCUCUGCUCCUCCUUUUGGUGUUACACUCACUCAGUCAUCCCUUCAGUGUUGUCCCUCCCUCCCUCACCAACAUGUAUCUCGUCACCAUCUCUUUGUUGCAUCCCUCCAUCCUCCCUUGUACUUUGUCCUGUCUUCUUUCAGUUCCCUAGUCUCUGCUCCCCCUUUCAGUUCCCCAUCAAUAUAUAUUGAUGAUUAACCAGUGAUGUUGUAGCGAGCUGGGAGGUCUGCCUCUAAGAAACUCAAAUGAAAGUGUAACGUUUUAUUACAAUUUUCAACAGUUACAUACACUCCAUGGAUUGAACAGUUUUUUUUUAUUUUUUUUGUUUUUUUCCUUUCCCCUAAGGAAAGUUGUUUAUUUUGCUUUCAGAUGCCCUACUGGCAUCGACAGUUUCCUUGCGUGGACAUUCGGGAGACUUUUUCCCCUUCCCUUCUCUCUCUGAAAAAAAAAGUGGUGUGAUAUAAAAGAGGACAAUAAGUUCUUAAGGCUGGAACAAACAGGAGAGUACUUACACUUUUCUAAGAAAUGUAGAGAGGACAUGCUCAUUGGCUGGUAUGGGACCACUCUGUGCCAUGGCAACUAAAGAGCCGUAGCGAUGGAAAAACGAUCCAAUCAGACCUGAGGUGAGAAGAAGCAGUGGAUGAGUACAACCAA
Messenger RNA from Salvelinus sp. IW2-2015, 2679 nucleotides. Its product is annotated as DDB1- and CUL4-associated factor 12. Gene Ontology annotation, molecular function: protein binding. Gene Ontology annotation, cellular component: Cul4-RING E3 ubiquitin ligase complex. The record is from RefSeq and is a predicted model, not a curated record. Lineage: Eukaryota; Metazoa; Chordata; Actinopteri; Salmoniformes; Salmonidae.